AAAUUUUGAUCAAAUGGCUUCUUCUCGUUCAAUCUUGUUCCUUUCCAUUUCCAUGGUUUUGCUUUCCUCAGUUGCAAUGGCUACUGAUCAUAUUGUUGGUGAUGAUAAAGGCUGGACUGUUGAUUUCAAUUACACUCAAUGGGCUCAGCAAAUGGUUUUUCGUGUUGGUGACAAUCUUGUUUUCAAUUAUAACCCUUCUUUCCACAAUGUAUUCAAAGUGAAUGGAACACUCUUUCAAAACUGCACUUUUCCGGCAGAAAACGAAGCACUUUCGACAGGAAAAGAUAUCAUUCCAUUGAAAACUGAAGGCAGAAAAUGGUAUGUUUGUGGAAAAGCUGAUCAUUGUGCUUCUCGUCAAAUGAAGUUUGUCAUCACCGUUCUUGCAGAAGGUGCACCUGCUCCUUCUACUCCUUCUCCUCCACCGUCUUCUGAUGCUCGUCAUGUUGUAUCUUCUGUGUUUGGAGUUGUCAUGGCAACCAUGCUUGCUACUAUAGCCAUCUUUGCAUAAGGAGUUAGGAAAUUUUUUAUAUAUAUUUAUUUUAUUUAUACGUCAACACUACUAAUAGGGUUUCAACUUUGGUGCUCACAUAUUAAACUACUAAGCUGUAAUACCCAUGAAUUUUAUAUUUUAUAUUUCUUUAAAUUUGUUGUAUUAAUGAAUUAUAUAUAAUGAUUUGUGUUGAUGUUAUUGUAA
This is a messenger RNA of Lathyrus oleraceus (garden pea), 694 nucleotides long. Its product is annotated as blue copper protein 1a. The record is from RefSeq and is a predicted model, not a curated record. Gene Ontology annotation, molecular function: electron transfer activity. Bases 14 to 508 code for a protein of 164 amino acids. Gene Ontology annotation, cellular component: plasma membrane. The transcript has 2 exons. Lineage: Eukaryota; Viridiplantae; Streptophyta; Magnoliopsida; Fabales; Fabaceae.